CCGCACAUGUCUUUUCCUGCCGAUACCAUUAAACGUCUGUUUGAGCAGCCGUUGACACCUCAGCAAUAUGUCGCCAUCACCACAGGAACUGUAGCCACAGGCUUGGCUAUAUUAGCCAUGCUAUAUCCAGACAAAGCCGUGUUUGACAAUGACGACCGAGUCUUUGCCAGAAGAAAGGGAUACCCAAUUCUUGGAAACCUUCCUCAUAUCUUGCAGAACGUCGAGCAUAUUCAUGACUUCAUGCUCUUGAACUUUGAAACUUUUGGGACAACACUGUCUGGUUCAGCCUUUGGUAUGCCCAAAGCUAUUGAAACAGCUGACCCAGCUAAUGUUGAAUACUUUCUCAAGACUAACUUUGAAAACUAUCAAAAGCCGCCAAGGAUGUACAAUGCUAUGGACGACUUGUUUGGGCACGGUAUCUUCAACGCAGACGGUGAAAUAUGGAAAUACCAGAGAAAGACAGCUGCCCAUAUCUUUAACGUCAAGAACUUUAGGGAUCUAUUUACCGAUGUCUUUGUCGAAAAAUUUGGGUAUAUGAAGACCCACCAAUUGAAUAACGCCGUAGAAACAGGAUUACCUCUGGACUUCCAAGGUUUGAUGUUUAAGUAUACCUUGGAAGCGUUCGUCAAGCUUGGAUUUGGCGAGGACCUGGGAGCCUUGCGAAGUGAGGCCAAACUGCCUUUUGCAGAAUCUUUUGACGAAGCUCAGGUCAGAACUUCUAGACGACUGAUGCUCCCCUUCUGGAAAGCCCGUGAAGCAUUUAGCCGUAUUUUCAAACCAUGGGAAACACCUAUGAGCUAUCAUAUCAAGAUUGUGAACGACUAUGCCACGUCUAUUGUCCAGAAACGCCGAGCGGAGGUCGAAGCUGGUGUCGAGAAGCAUGAUCUUCUUACACGCUUCUUGGGAACCUUGGACGAAAAUGGCCAACCCUUAAACGAAAAACAGUUGCGUGACAUUAUUCUCAAUUUUAUUAUCGCUGGACGUGACACGACCGCACAAGCACUCUCUUGGGGCAUGUACGCUAUCAUGGGACAUCCUGAAGUCGAGAAAAAACUUCUCGAAGAGAUUAUGGAAAACAUCACUGAUGAUGUUGAGAACAAUCCUGCCAAGUUUUAUGAAGCCGUAAAGAAUAUGAAGUACAUUCAUGCAACUUUCUAUGAAAUCUUGCGCCUCUACCCUCCGGUUCCCGCAAACUCUAAAUAUGCUCGUGGCGACGAUGUUUGGCCAGAUGGUACCAUCAUUCGAAAGGGUGAUCAUGUAAAUUGGAGUCCAUAUUCUCAAGGCCGACUUGAAUCGAUUUGGGGACCUGAUGCCAAGGAGUUUAAGCCUGAACGUUGGAUUGUAAAUGGCGAAUUGAAGCGUGAGUCCCAAGGUGUUUGGCCCGUUUUCCACGCUGGUCCACGAGUUUGCUUGGGCCAAAAUCUUGCUACCUUGGAGUCAAUUGUGGUUCUGUCCUUGAUGUUGAAAAAUUAUCAAUUUAAGCUUGUGCCUGGACAAACCAUCACGUAUUUAGUAUCUAUCACCAUGCCCAUGAAAAAUGGUAUGCAGGUUUACGUCGAAAAGCGUUAAGGACCUCUUAACAGCAAGUUUUCUGCGCCCGCCACCGCUCUCCUUUUACCCUUUCCUCUCCUUUCUAUAUAUCUAUGGAUACAUUUACAUGCAUUAGCAUUAGCAUAUUAAUAAAUCAGCCUUCAUGGUUCAGAAAUUA
Molecule: messenger RNA, 1708 nt
Organism: Umbelopsis ramanniana AG
Lineage: Eukaryota; Fungi; Mucoromycota; Umbelopsidomycetes; Umbelopsidales; Umbelopsidaceae
Exons: 6
Coding region: 7-1569 (520 amino acids)
Molecular function (GO): monooxygenase activity; iron ion binding; heme binding
Source: RefSeq, a predicted model, not a curated record